UGCAUCCCUCUCCGUAAGGGAACCAAAGUCAUCAUUUGAAACGUGUAGUUGUUUCGUUUAAAUGUUUCAUUCGGCUCAGGAAUAGCGAAGGAUGCACCUGUUGAAAAUGCACCUGUCGAAACCCGGUGCCGUUCAAAUACUUUGAGGCUUCUUCUCUAAAUUACUUUCAACAUUUACUGCUUCAAAUGGCCUUUCCAUCACCAUGGUCUUCAAACCUGACUAAUUUAACCACCUUUGCACACGCCCCCAACCUCCUCAGUGAUCCAAUCGAUUUUUACCGAAGGUCACGGGAUUUCACCGUGGUACCACUAAUGACUAGAAAUCAGUUUCGGUAAUUGUUGCUACUUUUUCGAGACCUAGGAUAAUGGAGGAGCGUUCAAGUCAGCAGGUGUUGAACCCGGAGCGACUGAAGGCGCUGGAGAUGUGGCUGCAGGAGACUGACGUCAAACUGACCCAGGUCAAUGGCCAGAGGAAAUAUGGAGGUCCACCUGAUGACUGGCUUGGCGCCCCCCCUGGGCCGGGCUGUGAGGUGUUCAUCAGCCAGAUCCCGCGGGAUGUCUUUGAGGACCAGCUGAUUCCGCUGUUCCGUGCCGUGGGCCCUCUCUGGGAGUUCCGCCUCAUGAUGAACUUCAGCGGACAGAACCGUGGCUUUGCCUACGCCAAGUACGACAGCCCUGCCUCGGCCGCUGCCGCCAUCCGCUCGUUGCAUGGCCGUGCCCUCGAGUCAGGGGCACGCCUCGGUGUACGGCGCAGCACGGAGAAACGUCAGCUCUGUCUUGGGGAGCUGCCCACCAGCACAAGGAGGGAGCAACUGCUGCAGGUGCUGCUGGACUUCUCUGAGGGGGUAGAGGGCGUGUCCCUGAGAGCAGGGCCUGGGGAACAGGGGAUGUCUGCAGUGGUGGUCUAUGCCUCCCACCAUGCAGCUUCCAUGGCCAAGAAGGUGCUGAUUGAAGCCUUUAAAAAACGCUUCGGGCUGGCCAUCACUUUGAAGUGGCAGUCCUCUUCUAGGCCCAAGCACGAAGAGCCUCCCAGACCCUCCAAAACCCCUCCUUCCUCUCCUCCCAAACCUCCUCGCUGCUCCCUCCUGGACAGCCCCCGGCCUCCCCUGCACCUCGCCCAGCGUCAGCUCCCUGCCUUCUCCCGGGCUGUGAGGGCGCCCUCUCCCAUGGUGCACGCUGCUCCUGAAUCCCCCAGGGGGGCGACCAUGGUGCCUCCUGUGGAUGCAGCAGCCCUGCUCCAGGGUGUGUGUGAGGUGUACGGGCAGGGGAAGCCCCUCUAUGACCUGCAGUACCGCCACAUGGGGCCUGACGGGUUCCUGUGCUUCAGCUACCGGGUGUAUGUGCCGGGGCUGGCCACACCCUUCACUGGGAUGGUGCAGACUCUGCCCGGCCCCACCCCUGGAGCCAUACAGGAAGAGGCUCGCAGAGCUACAGCCCAGCAGGUCCUCAGCGCUCUGUACAGGGCCUGAUGGUGUUGAAGCACAGAUCCCCUACUUUGUUUUAAUUAUGAAAAUACUUAAAUGUUUUGCACUCUUUUAUAUUUAGUAAGUAGAUGCAUGAUUUUACUUUUUUUUUGAACCACUUUUGCAUGUUUCUGCACCAUUUAAUUGUUUCUCAUUAUAAUAAAAUGAGAUUUGUCAAA
Molecule: messenger RNA, 1641 nt
Organism: Salmo salar (Atlantic salmon)
Lineage: Eukaryota; Metazoa; Chordata; Actinopteri; Salmoniformes; Salmonidae
Source: RefSeq, a predicted model, not a curated record